Molecule: messenger RNA, 628 nt
Organism: Cuscuta europaea
Lineage: Eukaryota; Viridiplantae; Streptophyta; Magnoliopsida; Solanales; Convolvulaceae
Source: the annotation of a GenBank genome assembly
CGCUGCACAAAGCUCCCAUUGCAAACUCUAGAGUUUUUCUCUCAACCAUUUUACUCCCAUUUUACUUCUAUUUUACACCCAUUUUACUCACAAAUUUGGCUAUAAAAGCAUACUUCUACCAUUUUACUCCCAUUCUACUCAAAAAUUAUGUGCGGGAAACAAAGAGGUCUGAUGAUCUGCCUUUUUCAUCUCUUCUCCUUACUCGUUUCUUCUGGCUCAAGGAAUGGGCGCUCAGACUGGUGUUAUCAAGGUCAGGGAUGCUUUGCUUUCUGGAGGUCGAUAUUUGGUGUUAUCUUAAAGGGUGGUUGCUACAUUGGGCUUUCUUGACCCAUUAAAAUGGAGUAUAGUGCACUUUCCGUUAGAACUUUUGGGCUCUAUUAUGCCGGACAACGCGGGGACACCUUAUGUGUGCAAUUAGUCCGUUUAAUAAUUUUUAAGCAGCGUUCUAUUUAAUUGUUAUUCUUUUCUUUAAGGUGUUUUGGGUAAGGUUUUAUGUCCCCCGUUUGUAAUUUGUUAUGUAUUUUAAUAAAAUGUGGUAAAUGUUUCUCGACAUUUAUCCCACUGAUGGAUGAUAUGUCUAUCGGGUUAAAAAAAUCAUCAAUGGUAUAAAAAAGCGAGUGAAUAGAUU